AUGACAGACCUAUUUGUUUUGUUCCCCGCUAUCAUAAGUCUCUACUUGGUUGUAGCUCUAGCGGGACGCUGGCGCCACAGGCCCCCUCUUCCACCCGGACCUAGGAGCGUGAUUCCCUGGAUUGGAAAUCUCGAUGCUCUACCAAAAGGUGGUCAGAAGGAGUACCUUCACUGGCUGCGCCAUCGUGAUCUAUACGGCCCAAUUAGCUCCGUCACAGUCAUGGGUCGAACGUUUGUGAUAUUGAACGAUGUUAGUUUGGCCUUUGAGAUGCUCGAAAAGCGAGGGGCCAUCUAUUCAUCCAGACCACGGCAGGUGUUUUGUGGUGACAUGAUUGGAUGGAGCCAAUCUGUAGCUCUGUCACCUUACUCGGAACGGCUGCGCAUUCAUAGGAAGAAUACGAUGCGUGUGCUUGGUUCGCCAACCGCAGCGGCUCGAUUUGAACCCGUGCAGGAGAAAGAGGCCGCUCAUUUUCUCGCCCGCAUACUGGAAAAUCCCGAUGACUUGGUAGAACACAUCCGAAGCGAAGCAGGAUCAUUCAUUCUCAACCUGGUUUACGGAUACAAGACGAACAAACAAGGUUCAGAUCCUCUAGUUGAGUUGGCGCAUAAGGUAAUGGAGGAGUUUGCACAGGCUUCUCUUCCCGGGGAGUACUUGGUGGAUUUAGUGCCAUCAGUGCGAGUUCUCCCAGACUGGAUACCGGGAAUGAAUUUCAAGAGAGUUGCAAAGCGCUUGCGACAGAACCUGACGAGAAUGACUGAGCUACCUUAUGCAUUUGUGCGGCAUAAGAUGGAAACCCCACAAGACUCGGAUUGCUUUCUAUCGCAAUUGUUACGCGCAGCCAAUGACGAGUCUAGCCACAAAUGGACGGCCUUGUCGCUCUACAGCGCAGGAGCUGACACUGCAUGUUGUCCCACUUCACAACAGUGGACUGUAUCAGCUCUUUCAACCUUUAUUCUCGCAAUGACUCUGUAUCCUGAUGUCCAAGGAAAGGCGCAAGCUGAGGUCGACGAGGUGAUCGGCAAAAACAGGCUUCCAACUUUCAAUGAUCGUUCGGAGCUACCCUACAUCGAUGCGCUCGUGAAAGAAGUCCUUCGAUGGCAUCCGGUCACUCCAAUGGCAUUACCGCAUACCAAUGUGGAGAGCGAUAGCUUUCAUGGGUACUUUAUCCCGAAAGAGUCAAUCAUUCUGCCCAACGUCUGGGCGUUUAUGCAUGAUCCGCACACUUACAAUGACCCGAUGACAUUCAAGCCUGAGCGUUUUCUGUCAUUGGAGGGUAAGAGCCCGGAGCUUGAUCCGCGGAAAAUGGCAUUCGGCUUCGGGCGGCGACUUUGCCCCGGACGUAUACUGGCAGAAUCGUCAAUCUUCAUCAUCGUUGUGCAGUUUCUGGCUGUAUUCGAGGUCAAAACAAGGCAAAGUAGCCAGGAUGAGAAACACAAGCAAAUGACCCCGGAGUUCCAGCCAGGGGUUAUCAGUCACCCAGCGCCAUUUGACUUUCGGGUUCGAGCGCGGAGUCCACACUGUGAAGCGUUGAUCCGUAGUUCCCAGGAAGCCCACCCAUGGUUGGAAAGCGAUGCACAUACACUGGCGCAUCUUGGUUUCUGA
Messenger RNA from Aspergillus fijiensis CBS 313.89, 1602 nucleotides. RefSeq names its product cytochrome P450. Bases 1 to 1602 code for a protein of 533 amino acids. NCBI's taxonomy places the organism in Eukaryota, Fungi, Ascomycota, Eurotiomycetes, Eurotiales, Aspergillaceae. The record is from RefSeq and is a predicted model, not a curated record. Gene Ontology annotation, molecular function: oxidoreductase activity, acting on paired donors, with incorporation or reduction of molecular oxygen; monooxygenase activity; heme binding. The transcript is spliced from 7 exons.